AUGCCAGUCCCAAAAAUCCCUCUUGCAAGAAAUCUCAAUAUUGCUUUGAUUCAAUUGAUCGCUGGUGCAGACAAAGCAGCCAAUUUAUCGAAAGUGACUCAAUUCAUUGACUCGGCAAUCACAAAGUCAAAGAUUGGCAAAAUAGAUGUCGUCAUGUUGCCGGAAUGCUUCAAUUCACCCUACGCGGUCGACAAAUUCCGUGAAUAUGCUGAGGAAAUUCCAAAUGGAGAGACUAGUAGACUCUUGUCGGAGUUGGCUAGCAAACAUGACGUCUUUAUCGUGGGUGGAUCUAUUCCUGAGCAUGACACUCUGAACGACAAAAUCUUCAACACGUCUUUGACAUUCAAUCCGCUGGGGCAAAUUAUCGCGAAGCACAGAAAGACUCAUUUAUUCGAUAUAGAUAUACCAAAUGGCAUUACUUUUAAGGAGUCCGAGACCUUGAGCGCAGGUGACAAAGCAACUGUCUUCAAACUAGGAGACUUUGGAAAUGUUGGUCUAGGUAUUUGCUACGAUAUCCGUUUCCCCGAAUUGGCAAUGGCCGCCUCAAGAGCUCCUAAUAAUUCAUUUGCGAUGUUCUACCCAGGUGCAUUCAACACAACUACUGGGCCAUUGCAUUGGCACUUGCUUGCUAAAGCCAGAGCAGUAGACAACGAAAUUUUCACCGUUUUGUGCUCGCCUGGUCGCGACGUGGGUGGAUCAGGGUACCAGGCCUAUGGGCAUUCUCUUGUUGUGGAUCCAUAUGGUAAAGUCAUUGCUGAGGCUGGAGAAGGAGAAGAGAUUUUAUAUGCUCAGCUAGACAAAGAAAUUUUACCCGCAGCCCGUUCUGGCAUUCCCGUUCAUUAUCAAAGAAGAUUUGAUGUCUAUGAAGAUGUCACACCUACUACUAAAGUAAGCGACCUUUGA
Molecule: messenger RNA, 903 nt
Organism: Australozyma saopauloensis
Lineage: Eukaryota; Fungi; Ascomycota; Pichiomycetes; Serinales; Metschnikowiaceae
Gene: NIT3
Product: putative hydrolase
Exons: 1
Coding region: 1-903 (300 amino acids)
Biological process (GO): L-glutamine metabolic process; oxaloacetate metabolic process
Cellular component (GO): mitochondrion
Molecular function (GO): omega-amidase activity
Source: RefSeq, a predicted model, not a curated record